Scutellospora calospora is the source of this 190-nucleotide messenger RNA. The record is from the annotation of a GenBank genome assembly. Lineage: Eukaryota; Fungi; Glomeromycota; Glomeromycetes; Diversisporales; Gigasporaceae.
UGAAAAGUUAUUUCACGAAUCAUUGAAAAUUACCAAAAAUAUCGCUUACUAUCUUCCUCGUAACAUCACGAAUCUUGCAGGUAGAGGAAACACAUGUGAAAUACAAGAAGUAUACAUUAACGGAAAAUUGAAAACAAAAGUUGUUUAUUAUGGUGAACUAGUGAACACGGAUUUCUGCGAAGACGUUGAU